Molecule: messenger RNA, 1014 nt
Organism: Zophobas morio
Lineage: Eukaryota; Metazoa; Arthropoda; Insecta; Coleoptera; Tenebrionidae
Product: venom allergen 5.02-like
Exons: 2
Coding region: 36-1001 (321 amino acids)
Source: RefSeq, a predicted model, not a curated record
AUACAAAAUUCUACUUUGAUUGUCAAUAACUCAAAAUGAAAAAUUUUCCGUUUCUCAUUACGCUGUUAAUACUAGCACUAGUAACAAUAGCAUAUAAACCCACCACCAACUUUUGCAAAUUGAAAUGUGGCGACGAAAAGAACAUCGCCUGCGAUUGCGGCGUUCGUGGAGGUCGAAAGGAAGACCUCAGCGACCUCAACAAGUUUCGAAAGCACAUUCUCAACGUACACAACGAUAUUCGCAAUAGUCUAGCAUCGGGAACGUCAACAGACAUCUCGCUAGGUUCUUCGCCUGUUUCCAACAUGAAUGUUCUCAGUUAUGACCUAGAACUCGAGUAUGUAGCUCGUUGUUAUGCCGUCCAGCACGUUUUUCAUCGUGAUAGGUGCAGACGAACUUCGAAAUUUGAAAACCCUGGUCAGUUUAUAGCGAGAUUUGAAAAAAAAGCUCGGAUAGAAGAAAUCGCGCAGUUCAUAUAUGACACUUUUAACAAUGAAAAACAGAAUAUCAACACUAGUACUAUUGAUAGUUAUGGAGGUUUCAGAAGCGGUGUAAAUCAAAAACCUAUUGAAGAUUUAACUCAAAUGAGUUGGUGGUCGCACACGCACAUUGGUUGCGGUCGAGCCUAUAAUCCGUACCCUGUUUUCAAGAUGGAUGGCUAUGUUACAGUUUGCAAUUAUGGUGGUUUCAGAAAUUCUAACGUCGUAGGAGAACCUGUCUUUAAAAAGGGAACAGCGUGCACAGAAUGUGAGACGAAGGCGACUAUUAGUACUAAUAGUACUGAUAGUACUAAUAGCACUGAUAUUACUAACAGUACUAAUAGUAGUAAUACUACUGAUAGUGGUCCAUGUAAUAGCGUGUAUAUGAAAUUGUGUGGUACACUGGAACCAAUACCGACUGACUCGGUUCAGCCUAUUCCUUCUGGAGGAAUAGAACUUCAAAUAACCAACGUUUUUCUAAUUUUUGGUGGAUGUUUGUGUACUUCAGUAUUCUAUAUGCAUUAAAAUCGAGGCGAAU